UUGUUCUUAUGAUUUCACCCACCAAAUCAACAUUUCCCCCACAAACCCUUUUCUUCAUCAUCAUCCCCAUUUAUGAAUCCCCACUCACCUCCUCAGUCAAUUUCAUUUUACCCCCAAUUUAUUUCCCAUUAAAGAAAUCAACCCUCUUUUCUUCCCUAUACCCUUUAUUGCCUUUCAUUACACACACAAAACUAUCCUUAAAUUUUCUUGUUUCCUCUGUUCCCUUACUCUACCUUCAACUCCAAAUAAAUGCCAAUGAAUUCACCCAUGUUUACUGAUUUCAUUUCAUUUUCUUGAAGUUUCUUCAAUACCCAACUCAUCAUUAGGGUGGCGGACCGGUGGCCGGAGGCGGUGGGUGGCGGCGGCGGCGGUGGUGUUUGGGUUGAACUGAAAAGGGUUUCUGUUUCUUGAAGUUUUGGGGAAUCUUUAUAUAUUUUUACAUCUUUUUGAGGUGUUUUUGAACAUGGGUUUUGCUUUAGUUAGUUCAAUAGUUGUUCUAACUCUGUUCUUCAGGUCAAACUUUGGUCAACAGCAAGACCAGCCCAUACCCAAUACAGAUGGGUUCUUCAUCUCUGAGUUCUUUAGGCAAAUGGGUUCAAAUAUUUAUAAUAUUUCUGGUCCUGUUUGUUCUUGGCAAGGUGUGUUAUGUGAUGCAAAUCAAGAAAAUGUUAUUGGUCUAAUGGCUUCUAAUUUAGGCCUUUCUGGUUCUAUUCCUGAUAACACAAUUGGUAAACUCACAAAGCUUCAAUCUUUAGAUCUAAGUAGUAACCAAAUUACUGAUUUGCCCUCUGAUUUUUGGAGUUUAGGGUUAUUAAAAAGUUUGAAUCUUUCACACAAUAAUAUCUCCAUGAAUCUUCCAAGUAACAUUGGUAACUUUGGUUCACUUGAAAGGUUAGAUCUUUCUUUCAACAGUUUCUAUGGUAGUCUCCCUGAUUCCAUUGGUUCAAUAAGCAGUUUACAAGUCGUUAAUCUCGGUCGAAACCGGUUCGAUUCCACUGUUCCAUUAGGGAUCACUAGCUGCCAUUUGUUGACUUCUGUUGACUUUUCAAUGAAUAACUUUAGUGGUGUUCUUCCUGAUGGUUUUGGGUCAUCAUUUCCUAACCUGAAAAGGUUGAAUCUUGCUGGAAAUGAGAUAAUAGGAAAAGGGUCUGAUUUUGUAAAGUUGGAAUCUUUAACUUACCUUAAUGUUUCCGAGAAUCUUUUUCAGGGUUCAGUUGUUGAAAUCUUUCAAGAGCCUUUAGAAGUUGUUGAUUUGAGUGGUAAUCACUUUGAAGGUCAUAUUUCUCAGCUAAAUUUCGGUUCUCGUUUGGUUUAUCUCGAUUUAUCCGAUAAUGAAAUCAGUGGGGAUUUUUUCGCUAAUUUGAGUCGAACCCGUAAUCUCAAACAUCUUAAUCUUGCCAAGAACAGAUUUUUAGAGCAACGUUUGAUCAACGUCGAUUCGCUUCGUGGUUUAGAGUACUUAAACUUGUCCGACACCAAUCUAAUCGGUCGAGUGAGCGAUGAAAUCUCGUCGUUAACUCAUUUGAAGACGCUCGAUCUCUCGAGAAAUCAUCUCACCGGUAAAAUCCCGCUUUUGAGCUUGAAAACCCUCAAAAAUCUUGAUCUUUCGUUUAAUAAUUUGACCGGAGAGAUACCCAUUUCUGUCUUGAAAAAGCUUCCAUGGAUGGAAAGAUUCAAUUUUUCUUACAAUAAUCUGACUCUUUGUGAUUCCGGGUUUUCACUUGAAACCGUUCAAUCCGCGUUUAUCGGGUCGUUAAACAGUUGCCCGAUCGCUGCAAACCCGAAUCUUUUGAAGGCGAAAUCUCAUAGCCAUAAGGGACUAGAACUUGCGUUAGUUUUAACCGUUUCGAUAGUCUUUUUACUCGGGGUGUUGCUGUUCUGUGCGUUUGGAUGUCGAAAGAAAACACAAAUGUGGGUUGUCAAACAAGAUUCUUACAAAGAAGAGCAAGUAAUGUCGGGACCGUUUUCGUUCCAAACGGAUUCCACUACAUGGGUUGCCGAUGUAAAGGUUGCAACGUUAGUACCCGUUGUAAUCUUCGAAAAGCCGUUGCUCAAUUUCACCUUCUCGGAUCUUCUUUCGGCAACUUCGAAUUUCGAUAGAGGGACCCUUUUAGCCGAAGGGAGGUUUGGGCCGGUUUAUCGAGGAUUCUUGCCAGGUGGAAUCCAUGUGGCAGUUAAGGUUUUGGUCCAUGGAUCUACCAUGACGGAUCAAGAAGCCGCUAGAGAGCUCGAGUAUCUCGGAAGAAUAAAACACCCGAAUCUUGUCCCGUUAACGGGAUACUGUUUGGCGGGUGAACAACGGAUUGCGAUAUAUGAUUACAUGGAAAACGGAAACUUGCAUAAUUUGCUUCACGAUCUUCCUCUUGGUGUUCGAACGACAGAAGAUUGGAGUUCGGAUACGUGGGAAGUUGACGCGAAUAACGAUAACGGGAUCCAAAACGCGGGGUCUGAAGGGUUGUUGACGACAUGGCAAUUCAGGCAUAAAGUUGCGUUAGGUACGGCUCGUGCAUUGGCAUUUCUACACCACGGAUGUUCACCGCCUAUCAUUCAUAGAGACGUUAAGGCGAGUAGCGUUUAUCUUGAUUACAAUCUUGAACCAAGAUUGUCUGAUUUUGGACUUUCGAAGAUUUUCGGUAACGAUCUUGAAGACGAGAUCACUCGUGGGUCCCGUGGAUACAUUCCACCCGAGUUUGUAAACCAGGAUGGAAGCUCUUCACCGUACGUGAUCACUCCGAAAUCGGAUGUUUAUGGGUUUGGAGUGAUUCUCUUUGAGCUAAUAACCGGAAAAAAGCCCGUUGACGAUGAGUACCCGGAUGAUAGUUUCUCAAAAGAUGCAAACUUGGUGAGUUGGGUGAGAGGUUUAGUGAGGAAGAAUCGUGGGUCCGAGAUUAUCGACCCGAAGAUCCGCGAGACUGGAGCCGAGGGUCAAAUGGUUGAGGCGUUGAAGAUCGGUUACUUGUGUACGGCCGAUCUUCCAGCUAAGAGGCCGCGUAUGCAACAAGUGGUUGGACUUUUAAAGGAUCUUGAACAGCUAUGAGUUGAAUCAAUGAGAAGCUUCAAAUGACAUUUAGUUUAUUUAUAUUGUGUUCUUGUUGGUUUUUCUAAUCUUUUUUUUUCUAUAAGGUUGUGAAGUUAUGUUUUGUUAUUGUGUACAGUUUGUUUUUAAAGAUGAUAAAAAGAUCAACACUUUCUUGAUCCAACUUCUUUGCC
This is a messenger RNA of Helianthus annuus (common sunflower), 3210 nucleotides long. RefSeq names its product probable LRR receptor-like serine/threonine-protein kinase At2g24230. The transcript has a single exon. Gene Ontology annotation, molecular function: ATP binding; protein kinase activity; protein binding. Gene Ontology annotation, biological process: protein phosphorylation. The coding region runs from base 464 to 3037 and encodes 857 amino acids. The record is from RefSeq and is a predicted model, not a curated record. NCBI's taxonomy places the organism in Eukaryota, Viridiplantae, Streptophyta, Magnoliopsida, Asterales, Asteraceae.